This is a messenger RNA of Misgurnus anguillicaudatus (oriental weatherfish), 4688 nucleotides long. RefSeq names its product H6 family homeobox 3a (gene hmx3a). Gene Ontology annotation, cellular component: nucleus. The record is from RefSeq and is a predicted model, not a curated record. Gene Ontology annotation, biological process: regulation of transcription by RNA polymerase II. Lineage: Eukaryota; Metazoa; Chordata; Actinopteri; Cypriniformes; Cobitidae. Gene Ontology annotation, molecular function: DNA-binding transcription factor activity, RNA polymerase II-specific; RNA polymerase II transcription regulatory region sequence-specific DNA binding.
GCAUAUGUUUACGCGUAAUGUCCAUCAAACAUUUCAUCGACGUUUUAUUAAACGCAAAGAAUGCAUUGGAUCUUGCGUUAGAAACGAAUAAAUAUUAGUAAUUAUAAAACUAAUAAAUAGAAUAUUUGUAUGAUUUUUUUUUAUUUGAUGCAAUUGAAAUGUAUAUAAUUUAAAAAUAAGUAAUUUGGUUAAUAACUUUGGUUGUGCAAUGAGAUUUAAAGCAUUUUUCAGACAAAUGUCUAUUCUAGACAUACAUUUAAUUACAUUUACAUCUAGACAUACAUUCUAGUUUACAUUUAAAUUUGAAAUGAAUUUAAACUAUAAUAAUGUGAACAAUAAAUAAAUUACAUAGUGUACAUAGAUCACACCUCUUUAUCUGAAAAUAUUGACUCUCAAUCCUGUCAACACAUGAUGGCGCUAGAAAGUGAUGAUAAACAUGCAAUGAAAGUAGACAUAUACUUAAAACAAAAUUUGCUUUUCAGUGUUAACUGUAGCAUUUUUUUUUUAUUUUGUGCUAACAAAGCUUUAUUUUAAUGCUUUAUUUUAAAGCUUUUUAUAGCCUACACAGUUUUUUUGUGUAGGCCUAGUGUUGGAAUGACUUAAUGACAUUGGACAUAUAAUUUUCAUGAUAUCAUUAUUAGACACCCUAUAGACAGAUCAAAAGAAGAUGACGACAACAUCAAUAUUAGUAGCCUAAUAAUAUUAUUUUAUUAUCAUUCAUGAUCAGAUUAUAGUCUUCGUUAUGUCCAGCUCUAAAUUACUAAUUGUUCAGCUAGGUUACAGUUUAUCUAUCAAGUUAUUAUAAGAGCUUAAUAUUAUCUUAACAACACUGAGCCUGAAUUGUAGUUCUUUUUACUUGGAUUGCAGUCUGUGUGAACGCAUGCAGUAAAUCUUAAUUACCCGUAGAGGACGCUCUCGCCUCGUUCAAUCAGUAACUUCUGUGCGUCCGCUUCACUCAUGUUAAUUAUAUAAAUAAACUGAUCAUCAUAAUCAUGAAAAAGACGAUUUUAUUUAAUGUGCACAGAGCUGGUAACUUUAUGAUAGGCCUAACACACGUGUACACAGUUUUUCCAAAACUGUUUUCAGUAAGAAUGCUGUUCACCGGCGAAGGCGGCUUAAGGGUCACCAAAUAUAUGGCCUCAUUGCAUUUUUGCAUUGCAUUGAUAUUUUUAUUUAUUUAUUUUUUGUUCGUUUGUUGUUUUAUUUAAAUGAUAUUCAACCCUAUAUAAUAAUACUUGCCUCCAAAAUGCCUACAGUAAUUCCAGUUGAAUCAUGAUUCAAAUUAUUAACAAUCUAAAAAGAAAACGUUUAUUCGAUCUUUCGACGACAACAAGUAAAAAAACUACCUGUUAUAUAGCAUGACUUUAAUAGGACUGACGUAAAUACAUUUUUAACGAAAUUUACUAAUGACACCGCAAUGUGAUUUGACCAAUAUAAAAAUCUAAAUAGCCUUUAUAUGGUUCCCAAUAUAAUACAGGGCUAUGUAAUAAUAUUUUGCUUACGUAACAGAUUAUUAUGCUAUAAACAAUUGUAAUAUUUACUAAAUAGAUUUUAAUAUUACGAUGCAAAUGCUCAGCACAUACUUUGUUUGUAUUUAUCCUUUAUGCCUUUAUUUUUCGUGUUAUAAAUAAAGUAGGCUGUUUAUCCUGCGCAAUUUCAUCUCCCAAACAAAUAUUCUGUUAAAAUAUGCCGAAAUGCUAUUUAUUUCUAAUUAUAGCCUAUUUAAAAAAUAACUUUGAGAGAAGUGUAUUAAAAGUGUCAACGUUGACUUCGCAAUGCUCUUGUCAUCAUAAACUACCUUAGCGCUACGGCCUUCGUGGGCACCGUUUGAACUAAAUCCGUGUUCCUUUGUGUUAAUGGUCCGUCCUCAUUUGCCACCUAAUUGGACUAUAUAAGACCAAUAACAUGAGAGAAUUCUUAUCCCAGCAGCCAACGCGAAGAGUCUGGGAGGCCCCUCCUCUCUCUCGACUCCCCACUUCCCAUCUCUCCCUUCAUCCCAUUUGCUAUUGUACGUGCCCAAUCGCCGUAUACUUUCUGCAUUUAACUCGGGUGACAUUUUUAUUUCAUCAUUAGCAUCUGGCGCCAGACGGACGCGGUGAGCAUCAUUUUCACCAAGAAACUCUCGGAAGAUGAUCAGCAAGAUUAAUAUUGUUUAUCUCGCCUCGUGUUAUUGUCUUUCUUUCUAACGUCAGUGCUGACUGCGUAAGCCAAUUUCCAGUACUGGAAAAGUUUCACACGGACCUUCAAACUCUUAACAGAUUUUUAAAAGAUUUUUCAACGGUUUUCCACUGUGGUCAAAAGUACCAGAGCCCUAACUUUCCAGCCAACAUGCCCGAAACAACACAGGAUACAUGCGGUUCAGCGAAAGAUUCUCCAUUUUUUAUUAAAAAUCUUCUAAACUCCGACAGUAAACCAUCAAAGCCUAAACCUAUUUUGGCAUCAACUAAAGCGGCAAUUGAUGGCAGCUUCUCGCUUUCUCAAGUUGGGGAAUUCAACUUUCCUCGCUUUGAGUUGCCGACCCAGCGCUUUGCGUUACCGGCUUACCUCGAGCGCGCGUCUGCAUGGUGGUACCCCUACACACUCAGUGCCUCUGCGCAUCUCCACAGAACAGAAGCACAGAAAGUGAGAGACUCAUCUCCGAUCGAAUGCACCGACAGAGAUUCACCCGAGCUUGUGCUCAAAUCAGACCCGGACGCCAAAGACGACGAAGAUGAUAACAAAAGCGGAGACGAAAUUGUCUUAGAGGAAAGCGACACCGAAGAGGCCAAAAAAGAAGGCAGCGUGGACGACUGGAAGAAGAGUGACGAUGGCGCAGACAAGAAGACUUGUCGAAAAAAGAAAACGCGCACGGUGUUCUCGCGGAGUCAGGUGUUCCAGCUGGAGUCCACAUUUGACAUGAAACGCUACCUCAGCAGCUCAGAGCGCGCGGGCCUGGCUGCCUCCCUUCAUCUUACAGAGACUCAAGUUAAAAUAUGGUUUCAGAACCGCAGAAACAAGUGGAAACGACAACUGGCAGCAGAGCUGGAGGCAGCCAAUUUGAGUCACGCGGCUGCGCAAAGGAUUGUGAGAGUACCCAUCCUGUAUCACGAGAACUCGGCAUCCGAGAGCUCCAGUACACCGGGCAACGUGCCCGUAUCCCAGCCGCUGCUCACUUUCCCUCAUCCGGUUUACUACUCUCAUCCCAUCGUCACCUCCGUGCCGCUCCUUAGACCAGUUUGAGACGACGAGAGAUGACUUUUUAUAUGUAACUAUGUAUCUAAUACAAUUUUACAAAGACUUAAAGACUUGAAAAAAGAGAAAGAAAAGAGGGAAGUGAAACCAAGCUGAACCAAGAGACAUUUUGUUUGCUAUUUUGUUUAAAAAAUAAUUUAAAAAAGAAAAAAAUGUACACUGUCAUGCAUUUGCGCCCAACAUACUUAUACAACUCAAAGACAUAAAAUGAAACAUAAGACGAUGAUUGUUAGAGGCCUACAUUUCGGAUGUUGAAUUUUGGUGGUGAAUUAUGACUUAGUUAAUUUACUGUCACUAUUAUUAUUAUUAUUAUUAUGAUACAGGUCUUUCAAACGCGUCUCACUUUCUAUAAAUAUAAUUCACAAAUUAAGAAGUAUUUAUACUCAUGGUUUUGUUAAAACACCGAAAAAUAUCCAGCAGCCUGAACCACGGAUGUGCAAUACUACUGUGUACUACUGUAUAUUUACACAAAAUAUUCUUUUGAGAUUCAAUCAUUCUUUUAGACACAUUUAUUAGGACAGGAAGAUAAAACUAUUUGAAAAGUAUCAACCACUGAAAACUAGUUUUGUGUCCUUGGUCCCGCGCUUUCAAUGGACAAUCACAUGCUGUUUACUUGACAGAAUUUGCAGACGGUACACACACACACACACAUACAAAUUAAACAUUUACUUAUAUUAUUUACAGAUGUAUACAUGUACAGAGAUAUAACGAACCAAAAUGAGCAAAGGAGUCAUUUGUACAGUAAUACCUUUUUUUACACUGUAUUGCAAAAUUUUGUUGUGAAAUAAAUGGAAACUAUAAAAGUCUGUAAAAUGUCUGAAGUGAUUAACCUUGUGAUUGAAGAGUUGAAGUGAGGGUUUGGUGGAAAGUCGCUUUGAUAUUUAAAAAUUUGAUGGUGAUUAAAAAUAUAGAGAGACCGGCAGCAUCCGUCGCAAGAGUAUUAAUAAGAUAUAAGAUAUGAUUUCGAGUAAAUGCAACAGGCCGAAGAUAAGAAUCAAGAGAGAAUAAAUCAACAUGACAAAUAAUUUCGCGAAACCUUUAUACAAUGUUUUUAGUUAGAAAAGUUAUAUUGUAAUCAUUUAAAUUGUGUGGAGGUAAUUCUGUUUGUGUCAACACUUCAAAAUAUACUGUUGUAAAUACAAAUAUUUUAAUAAUUUAUUAAUUUAACCGACAGGUUUUGUAAUUAAUAAAUUAAUUAAGACGUGUAUUUAUUUUUAUCAACACCACUAAAUGUAAAAAAAAAUUAUUAUUGUUUUUACCUUACAGCCUUAAAUGUAAACGACAGUUUGCCAAUUCAACCUUGCAGCAAUACAGGAAUUGUUUCACUUAAGCCUCAACAAGCUGAAAUACCCAUUACCAUCUCAAUCACAAGCAGGUGCACCUUUAAAUCUGGUGGACUCAACAAGCGAUGUUUUGCUAAAUGGCGUUGUCAGUAAAACAGUAUAAUUAUUGGUGAG